This is a messenger RNA of Ceraceosorus bombacis, 4727 nucleotides long. NCBI's taxonomy places the organism in Eukaryota, Fungi, Basidiomycota, Exobasidiomycetes, Ceraceosorales, Ceraceosoraceae. The record is from the annotation of a GenBank genome assembly.
AUGACGUCCACAACCAAGCUGUGAGUGUCGAUCACACAGUCGAUGUAGGCAGACGUGACGUGCGAAAUAGCUCACGCUCGAAGUGCCAUUUGCCCCUCUCGCUCCCUCAGCACCAUUCGCCCUUUGCCUCAUCUCGACUUCAUAGCCGGGUUUCCCGGAAUUCCAGGCGACGCAUCGAGGACCUCUGCUCACAUCACUGGAAACAUCGAAGUACGCCUGGGAUCAAGGGGCGCGAAAGCAAGCUUUUUGAGGAUCGAGUUGAGAAAGCUGGAGAGCGUUGCUGGUGGUGAGACGUGGGGAGAGGUUGUUGGAAGAGGUCCCACGGUGUGAGUGCCAGAUUGGUCGAGCUGCCAGGGGCAAGCUCACACGAUGCAUGCAUUAUUGCACAGCGUGUGGAGUGCGCGGCCUGGUCCUGGUGCUGGCGAUAGGGAGGAAGAUGCGGAAGGGAGCUGGGAGACGUUGCAGACGGUGAGUAGUACAAUCGAGUAGAGUAAAGAGAUAUCGGGUCUUGCCCUCUCCACAUCGCUCACACUUGAGCGCGGCGGACAGGCAGACUUUCCGUUCCGAAUACCCAUCCCGGAAGGGCUUCCACCUACUGCCAAGCUAGAUAAGCAGUGUGGCAUCUCUUACGAGCUCGUCACCAGUCUCUGCGUCAAGGGCAAGAAGGGCCUCUUGAGAAGCAGCCCGACGAGCUCAAUCGUCCAGAGCACGCACCCAAUCGCUCUGGAGAAGCACGAGCUGCAUUCCACGUGGCCCAUCUACCACAUCUCUGACGAGCACUCGGAUGGUGAGUGAGGAAUUUGCGAGAUGCGCAAAGUGGGUCUGCACGUGCGCUGACCACGUCUUGGCGUUGGGCAGAGAAUGAUGGAGUGAAAGCUCGAGUGGAGCGGACGCAGACCUGCUAUGGUCCUGGUGACACGGUCACGAUCAAGGUGUUUGUAUACUCUACGAAGGUGGCUCCCGUCAAGCUGAAGAGCGUGGCCUUCAGCGUGCGUGAGACCAUCACCUUUCGAGGCGGUGGCAGCAAGACGAAUCGACUGAGUAGCUUUGGCGGUGGAGGUGCGGCCGCUUCGCAACGGACAGAGACGCUCGCUCAAAAGUCAAAGACGUACGGAAAGAAGAUGUACAAGGACGAAGAGCAAGAGUUCAUCCUCACCUGCCAGAUUCCAAAGAGUCACAGUCUGAUGACGAUCCAGACCGCCAAGCAUAUCGAGGUCAGCUACACCAUGCGCAUCUACGUCGACGUCAGCAAGGCUCCAAUCAUCAUCGAUCAUCUGCCUCUCACGAUCACCACGUUUCCUAGCGCGCAGAGCAGAGACGUAUGCAAUCGAAUAGGCUUUGUGCAAGGCUUGAGUAGAAACAACUACACCGACGACGCUUACUCUACCGUCAUCAGCGAUCGCCAAUCCGCAAUUGGUCACACCGGCCAUUCUUUGAGCUCACGACCACCUGCAGUCCAGCGAUCGCAGUCGUACGGCAGCAGCGGCGCGGGGACGGAUGGUGGUGGAGGAGGGGGAGGCAUUGGCCGAUACGGCGUCGGCUCGGAUCUGCGCAGGAGGGACACUGUCAUGACACAAGGGACAGCAAUCUCCGGACCCGGCAUGGCAGGACGCGGUGUACCGGGCCAGCUCUUCAGCUGGGGAGACAUGGGAGCAGCACAGGCCUAUAGCCAUGACGGGCCUGGUCCCAUCCGCCCGAAGUUUGCAGGCCCACCCAGCAUUUACGAACGGCCUGAGCUCAAUGCGGAGGAAAGUCGAGCGAUGUUUCACUCUGCCAACAUGUCGGAGAACGCAGCUCGUUUGGGCGUCAGCUCUGAAGCUUUAUCUGGGCCUGGGGUCUAUGCGGCUGGGUCAGGCAAUCAGAGUCGCUUCAACCUGCAACGCUCACCUUUCGAGGCCAUCUCUGAAAGCACCACUCCCAAUCCGCACGCGUCUCCCACCGGCUCGCCAGCCCCCGGAGCCGCGGGUGCUGCACUUGCCGCGCAACAAGCUCAGCUCUUGCGCUAUGCUAGUGCCAACGCCUCUAGACAGUCCAUGAUCCGUAGACCUCAGUCAGCCGGUGCGAGCGCGGUCAGUGAGGCUCCUUCCGACACUGCCGAGCAAGAGAAGAUGCGGCUGUAUCAACGGGCUAGGGAACAAGCGGAGCGCAAUCAGCGCAGGGCUGACGAAAAGAGGAAGAAACAAGCAGCUGUACUCAGUCAGAGUUCCAACAAUAAUGUAAACGACGCUGCUUCCUCAGCUACUGUCGUGACCUCGUCGCAGAGCGCAGGGGCCAUCGCAGCGUUGUCGGCAGCUAACCUAGCGGCAGCUCAGACGUCGAGAAAUGUGUCCGCGCCCGUGCCUGGAAGUACAGCAUACAACAAUGCAGCGAAUGAGAAGGCUAGGCUGUACGAACGUGCAAGAAAGGAGGCAGAGAGGUAUCAGAGUGGUUUUGAGCAGGGUGCUACCUUUCCAAAAGAAGCUUUGGAGGGCUACAAAAACGGCUUCGCGCAGGGCUCGUCAGCCUCGCUCUCGCACGCAGCACCGACGGCGAGCGGGACCAAUACACCCUCACGACUUCAGCCCGGAUCGAUGGCCAACGACGACGAGGAUCGUCGCAGGAGUAGCGCUGCGUACUGGAUGGGUGAGAACGCUGCCACUUCAGCCGCGACCGCUUCGAGGGCAAACAUUUCGGCUUCUGCCGAGAGAGCUCGGGCCGCAUCCGCAGCUACCCCAAAACCACCCGGGUCAUGGUUGACAGCCGAGGAGGAAAAGGGAAGACUCUACGAGACCGCAAAAGCUCAACAAGCCGCAGCGGAGGCAGAAGCCAGGAUGGCGUCUCAUUCUCCGCCUGCCCUUGGCGCUACCAGUCUUGACACACCGGCCGCAGCCAGCUCCAUCAGCAAUUCGGGGCCUAAAGCGCCCAUGCCAAGUUACUUGAGUGCCGAAGAAGAGAAGCGAAGAUUGUACGAACGAGCAAAAGCUGAGCAAGCGGCCGCUGAAGCCGAUGCGAAAGUUAGGAGCGAGAUGUUGGCCCAAGGAGGUGCUUCAAGCGCCCGAAGUGGCCUCUCCGCGCCUACAGAUGAUCUAUCAAGUGCUCGUGCGCCUGCUGCAGCCCCGCGCGACGAGAAAGCCCAGCUCAGGCUGUACUACGAGGCACAAGAUGCAGUUGCCAGAGGUCAGCACGCCACAGCACUUGGCCCUGCUCAAUCGAGUGGUGUAGCUGGCACCCAGUCAGCGCCAACGCACGUUCCUAAUCCGCACUUCAGCUUGUCUAAUCCGGGCGAUGGAGACAAGGCACAGCCCUAUCAGCCAUACGAGACUGCACCAGUGCCUACUUAUCAUCAAGCCACAGCUUCGGAGACGCAGUUGCCGUCUGCGAGCACUCUGAGCACCUCGAGCGCUGCGAGCAACUAUGUCAACAAUCGACAGACCUUGCACGCCAAUGCAUUUCCCCAUUCGGCUGGGGUCUCACCUCUUAGCACCCCUCCAGCGCUGAACAACAAUGCGCAGAGGUCUUCCUACGUCGUGGCCCCAUCAUCUUCUCAAGCCACCUCAAACGGAUCCCGCGCACCUCCCCCUUCAGCUCCGAGUCAGCCAAAUCCUGGUGCCGGAGCUGUCAGCGAGAAAGAACAAAUGAAGCUGUAUUACGCUGCGAGAGACGCUCAGCUCCAGGCGGAGAAUGAAGCCGCAGCUGCUGGCGCAUCCCUCAGCAUUGUGCCCUCGUACUCAUCUCCCUCUGGUCAAGCUGCAUCAAGCGUUGCGGCUACUUCGAGCGCGCAGCCCGGCCAAGCUCAGUACUCGACGUCUUCAGCAGGUCCAGCAUUGACCAGACCGGCUGCUAGCUAUGCCCCUGGAUUCACUAGACCGGGAGAAACCGCAGCUCAACCUGUUUACUCUUCGUCUGGCAGUAGCGCUCAGCAGACUAGGCCUUUCAGCAUGGUCUCGCAUUCGGCUUCGAAUCCAAUAGCGAGUGCUGCGCCCAUGAUCGGCGCAAGCGGCGCAUCAGCUGGAGUCACAUCGGUCCCUCAGACAAGUGGUAGCUCAGGUGGACAGAGACCCAUGUCAAUGGCCAAUUACAGACCGCUGCCUGACACUGUUCCGAAUACAGCGCCCGCAAAGGCGGUCGGUAACGCAAAUAUGGCCCCCAGCUUUGCCAACCACGCCCAAGCUGCGCCAGUGGCGGCGCUGGAGUUGGGCACGCACUCAUAUGGAUCCAUCACUCCUCAGAGGCUUCCAAGCGCUCGAACGAGUUCAGCUCAAAUUGUCUCUAGCCCAGGACAUGACCGUUUGGCAAGCGACGCGACCAGCUUGACCUCCUUUUCAGACUUGCCUCAUCACGACCCGUCCAUAUCUGCCGGCAAGCAACGGAGCCUGAGUCCGCGAAUCGAGCAGCAGCAGCAGCAGCAGCAAUCGGGGCUGCACGCUCAGCUCGCAUCAGGACCUCAUCCGCCGCCGUUUUCGAACGGAUUUGAUGGUCUCUCGCAACUCAACACGACUCUGCCCAAAAUCGACUUUGGCAGUCUAUCCCCGCUGGAGUUGAGAGCUGGUGUGCCAACACCACCCUCAUCUGGCGCGCAAGCACCCACAACGGGUGUCUCUAGUCCACCAACAUCGUCCAUCUACUCUCCCAGGUAUGCUCAACAUUGGGACGACGAUGAUGAGCCCGAAACUCCUAGAGCUGUCUCUGCUGGUAACACCAGCUCCUCUGCGCCUCCACCUUUGCCGCCGAAGACCCGCAUCGGCUGA